GGCCAAGGCCGGACGGUUCUGUACAACAGUCCACCCAGUGUCAGUGUCAUCUCACGCAGGCCGGCGCUUUUCCGUGCACCAUCCCAACGUUUGAAGAAGCGGCAACGGCAGCACACACGGAAGGAAGCGCUAAGGAUAAAGCCACUACGUUCUUUGAUUUGGAGUUGGAACGUACUUCCUUUGGGGACACAAAAGGAUUAGCCCACAUUAUCAAUUAGACACAAGAUAAGAUGAGUUGGUUGCCAGGACUACUCUUCCUGCUGCUGGCCUCAGUCUACACGACCAGAGGCCAAAACGACUCGGACGCGGACGUGGUGGAGGGCCCGGACAAAGCACCGGCACCACCACCGAGUGCCCUCGACGACUGUGAUCCGGAAUUGAUCGGCUUCGAACUGAUUACCGGUUACGUGUUUUCGGCGCCCGGCAACGUACUGGACAAUAUUCCGGGCACUUUGAUGCUCACCGACUGUCUCGAGACCUGUCAGGGGAACGACUCCUGUCAGUCCGUCAACUACGAGACCGGAUUGUGUGUACUCUUCAGCUCCAACGCCGACGUCCUACCUGGAGCGCUGACCAAGUCGCAGUUCCCGGUGUUCACCAUCUACGCACAAAAGAACUGCCUCGGGGUGAAGCCUUGCGAGAGGGCCUGGUGCAUAGAUCGCGUGCAAAACUACAGGCUAGCCGGUUAUGCAAAAAGUCGACAGGCAGUCAGCACACGCCAGGAAUGUUUGGAGAUGUGCCUCGGAGAGACCGAGUUCGCUUGCAGAUCUGCCAACUAUAACAACGCGACUGGAGACUGUGAGCUUUCAACGAUGGACCGUAUUACCUUAGCAGGAAGCAACGCUUUCCAGGCCGCCGACGGUUACGAUUACAUGGAGAACAACUGCGUGGAGGAGCCCACCAAGCUGUGCGAGUUCAAGAAGCUGAACGGCAUGAUCCUGAAAACGGUCGACUCGGUGUACCAGGACGUGGGCUCGGUGGACGAGUGCAGAGAGCUUUGCCUGAACUCCCCGUACAGAUGCCACUCGUACGACUACGGCGACACCGGCGAAAUGGUCUGCCGUCUCAGCCACCACUCGCGUGCCACCUUGGCGGACAUACAGGACCCCUAUUUGGAUGUGAAGGAGGCGGCCACCUACGAACUGAGCUCCUGCUACAACGUAACGAUCGACUGCCGUUCCGGCGACAUGGUGGCAAGGAUCCAGACCAGCAAAAUCUUCGACGGCAAGAUCUACGCCAAGGGCAGCCCCAACUCGUGCGUCAGGGACGUGAACAACAGCCUGGAGUUCGAGCUGAGCAUGGCCUACGACAACUUGGAGUGCAACGUGAGGAAGAACGGGCUGGGGCGUUACAUCAACGACGUGGUCAUCCAACACCACGAUAAAAUCGUCACCAGCUCCGACCUGGGGUUGGCUGUGACCUGUCAGUACGACCUGACCAACAAGAGCGUCACCAACGAGGUGGACCUGGGAGUGCACGGCGACAUUCAACCCGCUCUGUCCGAGGAAGUGACAGUUGACUCGCCCAACGUGGCAAUGAAGAUCACCGACAGGAACGGCGGAGAGGUAAUGCCGUCCGCCGAAGUUGGAGAUCCUCUGGCGCUGAAAUUCGAAAUCCUCGACAAGAACAGCCCCUACGAAAUCUUCGUCAGGGAGCUGGUGGCCAUGGACGGAGUGGACAACAGCGAAAUCGUCCUCAUCGACUCCAGCGGUUGCCCAACUGACCACUUCAUCAUGGGCCCCAUUUACAAAUCGGCAGAAACCGGAAAGAUACUCUUAUCCCACUUCGACGCCUUCAAGUUCCCCUCAUCCGAGGUGGUCCAGUUCCGCGCCCUCGUCACCCCGUGCAUGCCGACCUGCGAGCCCGUCCAAUGCGACCAGGAGGAAUCAAGCGGCGAACUCCGUUCCGUCAUCUCGUUCGGUCGCAGGAAGCGUCGCUCCACCACCGACCCGCACGACGACAUGCUCCUCGUCCAGUCCAUCCAGAUCACCGACAAGUUCGGCUUCGACCGCAGCCUGAACAAGACCGACAUCGGCAGCGAGGCCGUGUUCAUACCGAACGGCGACCCGGGCCUGUGCAUCAACGUGGCCGGCCUCAUCGUCGCCGCCACCGUCUUCCUGAGCGCCCAGCUCGCCAUCAUCGCCGGCUGGACGUUCAUCUACCAGAGAAGGAAACUGAGCAGCAAGCUGAACGGCGACGCCAUGUCGGUCAGCGUCAGCAUGCCCUCCGGCUUGAGCACGUCCCGCACCGACAGCCUCUGCAAGCUGUACGACGCCGGCUACAACGCGCACCCACGUCGAUUUUAAGGCCCUAGUUACGAAUUGCAACAUAGUUAUGGAAUGCCGAUUUACGAAUUUCAAGACCGACGCGUGUGAUAUUAUUAAUUUUGUAAUUUAUAGUAAACCACCCCCCCGCCCCAAUACACACAUUGAAUCAUGAACGCUUGUCCAAUUUAAGGGUUAAAUUAAGUAUUUUGCAGGCUGAAAUUCGCGCGUAACACAUACCUGUAAUGCGUAGUGGUUUUAGUGCAAUGUUGGCAUCGCUUAAGACUUGACAUACCACCCCAUCAUCAUCCCCUAAAAAUUUCCUUUCAUUUUUAUUUAGCUAAUCAAUUGUUUAUUUAUUUGUUUUUUGAGCAUGGAAGGUUGGGUCGCAAGGCGAUAUUGCACACACUUCUUAGUAACAAAAAAAAAAUAUAUUUUUCUACUUUUUUAUAUACCGGACGUACGAUUAAGGUGUGUCAACGACGUUUUAGGAUAAUACUCGUUUAGAUAAUAAUUAAUAUAUCUCCUUAAGCUUAUGUAACGUUAUUAAUACUCAAAUGUGCCUACGACUUUAUUAUUAUUAUUAUUAUUAUAAUUAUUAUUAUUAUUACUACUACUACUACUACUACUAUUAUUAUAAUAAUUAUUUUGUCUGUUUCUAACAUGUUGCAAAUCCAGCUUGUGGUUCAGGUUAGCGUACUUAAUUAAUUAAUAAACUGCAAUCAAGUAACGUUACUAGUGGUUAGUACUAGACGGGUGCCCAGGGCAACUACAAGGACUCCAGGACGAUCUAGCGAGAAAGGAUGUGUGCGUAAAUCCCUUAAAUAAUUAGGUGUGACUGAUUGACGGACGGAUGCUUAUUUAAAACUGCUUGUCCUCGUUUCCUGUGUGCCAGUGUAUUGCUUUGCCGUUCUGUUAAUUUCCCGCAAAGUUAUCCACACCCAACGGGCACCCGCAACAUAAUUUAACAAUACCAUAUAAUUAUUGUUUUUAGGCAAUUAUAAUUUUAUUUUAUAAGUUAUUCUCUAUGCUGAUGUGUUUUGAAAAACGGACCUAAUUUUUCAAAAUAAAAUA
Molecule: messenger RNA, 3338 nt
Organism: Aethina tumida (small hive beetle)
Lineage: Eukaryota; Metazoa; Arthropoda; Insecta; Coleoptera; Nitidulidae
Exons: 11
Coding region: 231-2306 (691 amino acids)
Source: RefSeq, a predicted model, not a curated record